UCCCAUAAACAAUUGACGACGUGAAUGCGUCGUAGGUAAACAAGAUUUUAAACUGAGACAUUUAAACCGUGUGCUGUCAAGGAAGGUCGAGACAAUAUUUUGGGGUAAUACUCUUCCAAAGGACCAUUGUUAAUUUUAUAGUGCUGGACAUUGGACAAUGCAGAAUGUCUUCAAAAGGAAUUCCAAUACCUCUUUUGUCUGUGAAAGUAGUUCCUCCUUGACCACUGCCAAAGAAACAUACCCACACAACUUUGCCAAGACAUUGCCCUUGGAAAUGAGCUUGAGGAUUUUCAGUGAGCUGGACAUCGACAGCUUAUGUAAUGCAUCACUGACCUGCAAACUGUGGCACCACAUCAUUGAAGGCUGUGACCACCUCUGGAGGAAUCACUGCCUGACUGUGCGAGCUGUUUGUCAACAGGAGAUAGACGGGGACAGACAGAACGGACUGUCAUGGAAGGUUACCCUGGUGCGAAACUACAGGAGAGGUUAUCUGAAACGUGAAUGGUUACGGGGACGAUUCAGCAACAUUGGCUCUGCUGAUGAACUGGUGAACAAACACAUGUGCCCAUUGGAUGUUGAAUCUUGGGGUGAGAUUCUGGAAGCCGAGCUGGAGAGAUAGAAAGUAUGAUUUUAUAGAGUGACAUAUUGUUUAUAUAUACAUAUAUAUAAUUAUGUUUUAAGCACUUUUUGAAAUAUUUUAUAUUGGUUUAUUUUUGCAAUAUGAUUAUGAUAUUACAAUGUAUUUGAUAUAAGGUUGAUUUAUGUAAUCACAAACUAGAAAAUUUUGUAAUAUGGUAGGCCAUUCAGUAAAUAUUCAUAGGUCUACCCAUAUGAAAAUGUACAAUUGGGCUGUCAUUACACUUAAUGAAGUGGGCAUCAUUCAAGAUGUUAAUUUGAAUUUAAGUAUUUGCUUACCAUACGACAGUGUAGCACUUUUGCAAGGACCUAUUAGCCAGAAAUGUUUUGUUAACAUGUAUUGGGAUUAAGGCUGUUUAGCAUAAUAAUUGUUAAGAUAUAUAUUGUAUAUUAUGUGAGUGAGGUGUAAAUAUUUGCCAUUUGAAUUAAUUUCAAGCUGAAUGUUUGUGUUAAAAUCAUUUUAGUCCAUUUAGUCAAAUACUUUUGGCCAUUAUUAAGGUUAUUAAUAAUGGCUGAUCCCUUUCUGUGUCUUAAUGGCUAAGGAUGUGUGGAGGAAAGUGUCUAUUUGUCAAUUGACAAAUAAGGUCCAGUCUAGAAUUGUAUUCCACAUCGGUGCCAAAUACAUUUUGUAAAAAAAAAGCUUUUUUAAAUACA
Molecule: messenger RNA, 1290 nt
Organism: Esox lucius (northern pike)
Lineage: Eukaryota; Metazoa; Chordata; Actinopteri; Esociformes; Esocidae
Product: F-box only protein 48
Exons: 3
Coding region: 158-619 (153 amino acids)
Molecular function (GO): protein binding
Source: RefSeq, a predicted model, not a curated record